Molecule: messenger RNA, 1988 nt
Organism: Neodiprion virginianus
Lineage: Eukaryota; Metazoa; Arthropoda; Insecta; Hymenoptera; Diprionidae
Product: glycerate kinase-like
Exons: 2
Coding region: 264-1988 (574 amino acids)
Biological process (GO): protein phosphorylation
Cellular component (GO): cytoplasm
Molecular function (GO): glycerate kinase activity
Source: RefSeq, a predicted model, not a curated record
CCAUCUAGUAUAUGUAUGUAGACCCUGAGUGUGGUGACGUCACAUUUGUAUUUUCAGGUCAAUGCACUAGAAAAUUGGUAUCGUGACUGCGAUAAUCCUUAUCAGGUUAUUUAUAUAAUGCUGGUGUAGUACAGAGAUGGUCGUGAAACAAGCUUGAGUUUGAUGAGAAGUAUUUCUGUUUGGAUAAGUGAAUUAUACGCAUAAACAGUCAACGCAUGUAAGUUUGAUGUUGAUUUUCUGAAACAAUUACCAUUCGGCGAAUAAUGAGUGCUGUAAUGAACAUGGUGCCAGGAAUUGAGAAGGUCCUUGGAAAUCGUUUGAAGAAGGGAAUAAUCAGUGUGCCAAAAGGGUCGAAAGAAACAAUCUGGAAAGUACAAGAUUUUACAAACUUUCCAAAUAUUGGUGGACCUGUGGAAUAUCGAGAAGGAGCAAAAGACAACCAGCCUGAUGCGGAAAGUCUAUCGACUACAGACGACAUCAUGGACUUGGUUGAGGGACUCAAAGAAAACGAUACUUUAAUAGUAUUAAUAUCAGGCGGAGGAUCAGCCCUCCUUUGCAUGCCUAGACCACAGCUUGAAUUGAAGGAGAAGCAAGAAUUUUGUAAAAAACUACAACAAGCUGGUGCAGAUAUUAAGGAAUUGAAUAUUGUUCGCAAAAAAUUAUCCAUGAUCAAGGGAGGAGGAUUAGCUCGGAUUGCUUAUCCUGCUUCUGUUAUCAGUUUGAUAUUGUCUGAUAUUGUUGGUGAUCCUAUUGCUGAAAUAGCUAGUGGUCCAACGGUAUAUAGCCCAAAAUCACCGGAAGAGGUAAUUAGUAUUUUGAAAAAAUAUGAACUAUUCGACGAUCUGAAUUGGAAUAUAAAAUCUGUUUUGACAUCUAAAGAUGUGGAUAGUAAAUUUUUAUUAGAUGAAAAUGAUGAGUUUAGGCAUGUGAAGAACAUAAUUAUUGGAAAUAAUUCAAUCGCGGUAGAAGCAGCAAAGAGUCAGGCGCUUAAGAAAGGUUUCAGUCCGAUCCUGUUACGAAGUGAUAUAGAGGGCAAUGUCAGUGAUGUUAGCUCUGCUUACGUUAGGGUAGUUAAUUUAAUGUGUAUGGUGCUAGACAAAUCACUAGAUAGAGAAACGUUUUUUGAUAUCAUCAAGAAAGAUCCAAUCCUGGCUUUGCCUGCAGAAAAAGUUGAUGAAAUCUAUAACAUCAUUGAAGAAGCUACAGGGAAGGGAAUUAUGUUAAUUGGAGGUGGUGAACCAACAGUAAUUGUACAAGGAAGUGGUGUCGGUGGUCGUAAUCAAGAACUUGCGCUUCGUUUUGCUCUCGAUUGGUUGGAAAAUGUGCAAGAAAGCCCGCGAUUAUCGAAAUACGAUGUGGUUAUGCUGAGUGGAGGAACAGAUGGGCAAGAUGGACCCACUGAUGCUGCUGGAGCAUUUGGUUAUCCAGCAAUCGGACCUAUUGUUCAUGAUCUGCGUAACAAAUUACGCGUUCAACUACAUCAAGCAAUGGUAGAAAGAAUGAAUGAACAGAAAGCAGAAACACAAGUAAUGGCAGGGGAAAAAAUUAGAUACCAUUCCGGUACUGAGAACCAGACUAAAAACGAUGAACUGACUAAUGACAAAUGUGAUGCACUAGCAUUGAAACUUGGAGCACUGGAAAAGUUGAUCCCUGAAAAUGUUAUAGAAAAUAAUGACUCAUACAAUUUUUAUACCAACUUCAAAAAGGGCAAAGAUUUAUUGAAAACUGGUCUGACGGGCACAAAUGUUAUGGAUUUGCAUAUCAUUUGUAUAACAAAACAGGAAUGCGGGUGUCGACUAGAUUUUGAGAUUGAAUCCAAAUGCCCGGAUCCGCUUGAAGAACAUAACUUAGAAUCUUUGGUAGGUGUAGAUGGGUUUGAAAGGUGUAGAAUAGUUGCAAAUUCUGCAAAAGAUAUAAAAUUACUAAAUUUGAAAGUCUUGGACCCAAAUCUGGCAGAGUCUUGUUGCACCAAAUCAAUUAAAGAAUAG